This is a messenger RNA of Toxorhynchites rutilus septentrionalis, 1008 nucleotides long. It is a transcript of the gene Tim23, whose product is annotated as mitochondrial import inner membrane translocase subunit Tim23. The transcript is spliced from 3 exons. NCBI's taxonomy places the organism in Eukaryota, Metazoa, Arthropoda, Insecta, Diptera, Culicidae. Gene Ontology annotation, biological process: protein import into mitochondrial matrix. Gene Ontology annotation, cellular component: mitochondrial inner membrane; TIM23 mitochondrial import inner membrane translocase complex. Gene Ontology annotation, molecular function: transmembrane protein transporter activity. The record is from RefSeq and is a predicted model, not a curated record. The coding region runs from base 118 to 711 and encodes 197 amino acids.
AAUCAUCUGUCAACAUUGAUUCUUGCAAAGCACACGACGUAAAUUUUAGCAUUCAACUUCAAACGAAAACUACUAGAAUACUAGCGAAUAUUUCAGUAUUCCAUCAUUACAAUAACUAUGAGCGACGAUUAUCUGAGUAAACCGCUUGCUUUCGGCAACCCUUCAUCUGUACUUCCGUCCCAAUCGAUUCAACCACUGUCACCUUAUUUGAACUAUGAUGCACGUUAUUUACAAUCCCAGCCGGAAUUUAUAUUCCCAGAAGGUGCCUCUAAGCAGCGAGGUCGAUUUGAAUUGGCUUUCUCACAAAUAGGUUCUUCGGCAAUGAUAGGUGCCGGGAUAGGCGGGAUGGCUGGCUUUUACAACGGAAUGCGAGCUACCUCCCUGGCCAACCAGACCGGAAAGCUUAGAAGAACUCAAUUACUGAAUCAUGUCAUGAAACAAGGAGCUGCAACGGCGAAUACACUCGGAACGGUAGCUGUCAUGUAUUCAGCUUUCGGCGUAUUGCUGCAGUGGGUUCGUGGUGAGGAUGACGGGAUCAACACGAUAGCAGCAGGUGGAGCGACUGGUCUUCUCUACAAAUCCACAGCCGGGUUACGAAAGUGUGCCAUCGGCGGUGGAAUCGGUCUGGCGUUGAGUUCUAUCUACGUUCUUUGGACCGUUACCGGGGGGAGUUCGAAAAAACUGAACGAAUUGCGUUCGCAGUACUUGUAAAUUGUGAUAAGCUUAUGUUAGGGAAAUGACCUUAGGAACUACACAAACCCAUAGAAUUGUUAUGUUAACUCGAAAAGUAACGCCAAAUGCUGACGAAACAUAUUUUUCUCAUCCUCAGUGUUUUGUCCAGCGGAUAGGCGGAAUGGAAACAAGUGUUUCGUUGCGGUAGGAUUAAUCAUGUACGUAAAGGGCACUUGUUGACUGUGAUUAUCAUAUUUUGAUACUUUUUCGUUACCCAAAAUAAAGAAAGUACCAAAUGCGUGCGAUGAAAUGAAUAAAUUGUACCUAUAAAUAGUA